This is a messenger RNA of Acanthocheilonema viteae, 539 nucleotides long. The record is from the annotation of a GenBank genome assembly. Lineage: Eukaryota; Metazoa; Nematoda; Chromadorea; Rhabditida; Onchocercidae.
AUGGGAGGAGCAUUACCGUUGCGGUGCGGUUGCGGUAUUCCAUCCAUCCUACACGGACCAUCGAUACAUCAGAUGUUAUGCACGGCGUUAUUCGUUGAUGGAUUUCCCUCAACGCUCGAAUAUAUUCCGUGUUGCACAACAAUACUUUCAAGUUUCAUCGAAUCAGUUGUGGCGGAUACAGCGCGGAUCGUUCCAAUAGGCAAUCACAUUUCCGUAUUCAUCCCUGUGUCAGAGACGGAACGGAAAGCGGAACUGAUGGAUGCUACCAUGCAAACAUCACCCGGAGCACAACUUAGCACGUCAAUGAUAGCUCGUCGAUUACGUGACAUGGCUGACAGGUUCGAGUACCAUUAUAUGGAGAAGGAGAAGGAAGAACAGCGCUCCAUAUGCACAUCUGCGUCAUGGUCAUCACAGCCACAGAUUUUGUGCAAACAAAGCAAAUCUCAUUCAAUGUCACAAAGUCCAAAUUACUGGCAAAAGUAUAAGGUUACAAUUAUUACGCAAACUGUCAAAAAAUGUGCCAUUGAUGCAUCGCUUGA